Oxyura jamaicensis (ruddy duck) is the source of this 2162-nucleotide messenger RNA. RefSeq names its product TNF alpha induced protein 8 (gene TNFAIP8). The transcript is spliced from 2 exons. Gene Ontology annotation, cellular component: cytoplasm. Gene Ontology annotation, molecular function: cysteine-type endopeptidase inhibitor activity involved in apoptotic process. Bases 275 to 871 code for a protein of 198 amino acids. The record is from RefSeq and is a predicted model, not a curated record. Lineage: Eukaryota; Metazoa; Chordata; Aves; Anseriformes; Anatidae. Gene Ontology annotation, biological process: regulation of apoptotic process.
GGCAAGGGAAGUGAGAGUUUUGCUGAGGUGCUGCUGCUUUUCCAGACGGCGGCUGGUGUGCCGCUCUGAAAGGGGCGGAAUCCUUUCCGAGCAGCUGAGCUGUGAUUUGCUGAAUUCGCAGACUUUUCCCCUUAAAAUCCCAACCCUCUUUUUUUUUUUUCUCUCUCUCUCUUUUCUUUCCCCCGCUUUUUUUUUUUUUUUUUUUCCUUUUUCUGAGAAGUCGACUCGCAGCUCCUCAGGGCGCACCUCGGCUGCCGUGUCUGCCCACAGCACCAUGAGCGUGGAGGCGGACGAGUCCAGGGAAGUGGCCACCGAUGUCUUCAAUUCCAAAAGUUUGGCCAUUCAGGCCCAGAAGAAGAUCCUUGGAAAAAUGGUAUCCAAAUCAAUUGCAACUACUUUGAUAGAUGAUACAAGCAGUGAUGUUUUAGAUGAGCUCUACAGAGUGACAAAGGAAUACACACAAAAUAAAAAGGAAGCAGAGAAGAUCAUUAAAAACCUCAUUAAAAUAGUCCUCAAGUUGGCAAUUCUCUACAGGAACAACCAAUUUAAUCAAGAUGAAAUAGCAUUGAUGGAGAAAUUCAAGAAGAAAGUUCAUCAGCUGGCUAAGACCGUGGUCAGUUUCCAUCAGGUGGAUUAUACCUUUGACAGGAAUUUUUUAUCCAAACUGUUAAAUGACUGUAGAGAGCUACUUCACCAGAUCAUUCAGCGUCACCUAACUGCAAAGUCACAUGGACGGGUCAACAAUGUGUUUGAUCACUUCUCUGAUUGUGAAUUUUUGGCUGCCUUGUACAAUCCCUUUGGACCUUAUAAACUCCAUUUGCAGAAACUUUGUGAUGGUGUCAACAAAAUGCUAGAUGAGGGGAACAUAUAAGUACCUGUAUAAAAGUUGACUGCCUAUGCAUUAUUUGUAGAUGGAACACUGUUGAUUUAUGAAGGAAUAAGGGAGCAUGCAAAAGGUGGUUUUUUGCUCGUUUUGGGGAUUUUUUAUAUAUAUAUAUAUUUUGACAAAUAUUUCAGAACGAUCUUUAUUAAACUGAUUCCUUGUUAUGAGCUGUCUAUUGCUAUUUGCAGUCCAUAUAGAAGAAAGACAGCACGUGACAUUGUUUCACUGUGCUUUGCCCACAAAAACAGCUGGAUAAAGACAAUAGAACAGAAGGGUCCAAGUAGAGUAAGAGUCUUGCAAGACAGAUAUGCAAAACAAAAUGAUAAGCUGUCAGACAAUCCAAAUCUUUUAUAUUUUCAGAAAUAUAAGUGAUCAGAGUCCAGGAAUGCUGGUAAAUAAUUAACAUGGUGAUGGUAGUCUAUCAUUUCUUCAGCUUAUUUGUAAAAUAAAUAUGUGAUUCAUUUAUAGUCUUUUAUAAGCACUGCACAGAUCACAGCUUCCUAGUGUUGACCUUAUGAAACAUUCAGUUUUACAUAAUAUCUGUGAUGCUGUCACAUAAAGUCUGAACUGGUUUGUUCAUCUCCAGCUCAGUGGUGAAAAAUAUGUCUGAAAGGCUACUAAGUGAUCCUUACAGACCUACACAGAUGCCUUGUUUCCUUUAAUUAUGUCAGAAACAAUAAGCUACAGUAAAAUUGCCUAAUUGGAAAAAAAGUACUCCCUAGACAACACCUGUGGUACGUGAUUUUAACUCUACGUACAAAAUUGUAAGGUAAAACACAGUGACUUGUGCAAUUCCUUAAGAUUUCUAGAACCCUGCUAAUAAGUCAUAAUUAUUUUUGCAAAGGUGUGGGUCAGCUUAUUUUACACAUUAGGGGGAUAUGAAUUCAGAAAGCUUAAGCAUCUGAAAAUAAAUUCCAAGCCAGUUUGCUUUUUGUACAAUGUAUCUAGAAAACAAAUUAAUUUGGGGUAUAUGCUAUUUAACUAAUGGAAAAGUGACAUCUUGAAUCAAUUUGUUCUCUUCUCCCCUCCUACCUUUCAUUCUUUUUUCUCCCUCAUCUUCUCCCUGCCUUGCCCUUGGGGAAAAGAAAAAUGUGACUUUCUAGACACUGUAAUGUACUUAAAAGCAUGAAGUUAAUACAUUUCAAACACCUGAAGACUUUUUAUUAGGAAGCAUAUAAAGAAUGUGUAGUUUAUUUAAUUACCAGUGUUUUUGCUGUUUGCUGUGUCUUUUUUUUGUUGUUGUUGUUAUGAGUAAACCAAAGAAUAUUUGCACUCUGAA